AUGGCUAAUUUCUAUGUUGAACAAUUGCAGAAGCUGAAUGAUCUAAUACAGAAGCCAAUAGAGCAAAGUCAUAGUUCAUCACAAGUUAAAGAAGUAAACAACAUGGAAAGUGAAUCAGAAAAUGGAGGAGCAAUCAAAUGUGAGGCCGAGGUGAAACCAACCACUUCAAUGGAAAGAUCAGAACAUGUUCUUGAUGUUGUAUCAGAUGAUGACACAAGCAUAAAAGUUGAAUACUUUGGCCUUGAAGAUGAACAUGGACUUAUGAGUUUUGCUGAGUAUGGUGAUGGAUCAUUAACUUCACCGGAAAAUUGGAGUGGUUUUAAAACAGAUGAUCUAUUAGGCCAAUCAAGUUGUGAUUACCAAUGGUGGGACUUUUGGUCUUCUUCAGUGAAACAGAGCAAGUGA
Messenger RNA from Vicia villosa (hairy vetch), 405 nucleotides. RefSeq names its product homeobox-leucine zipper protein ATHB-12-like. The record is from RefSeq and is a predicted model, not a curated record. The transcript has a single exon. Bases 1 to 405 code for a protein of 134 amino acids. NCBI's taxonomy places the organism in Eukaryota, Viridiplantae, Streptophyta, Magnoliopsida, Fabales, Fabaceae.